AUGGAAGACAAAAAGUCAAGGUCCACUGAGAGGCUCCCCUUCAGUAACUUUUCGAGCACAUGAAGAACAGCUUCACAAGGAAAUAGUCGUACCAACAGGUUCAUCAGAGUCAAACCUCAUCCAAUAAAUAGGAACAAGAGUCUUGAGAAAAGUUCUAACAGAUCAUGUGAUUUUAACAAGAGUGUUGACGCAGUUGCUAUGAGGAAAGGAGUCCAUAGCUUUGGUCUCCCGUUCUAUAAACCACCGAAUAAUGACUAUCUGUGGAAAAAGACCCCUCAACAUGGAAUCCCAAAGUCUCAAGCUGGGAGGUACCUUGACAAACAUGCAAGCAGUUUGAAAUACGUUCCGUGCUGUACCAAGUACAGCAAGAUUCGCCAGUGGAACAGUCAAUGGAUGGGCCAGUUCAGAAGACAGAAAAGGGUCACAAUGAGUCAAUACUUUAUCGACAAAGCUAACAAAACCCCUGCUUGCAAUCAAUAUAAGACCCAAAAAAACUUUAAAAUAAAGGGAAAUUAUAAAUCAACAAUUGAUAAAAACUCAGUAUUUGACUCAAUAAUUGAAGACAAAAAGAUAGUGCCAGCUCCGACAAAAUAUAAACUAAAUCAUAGCUUAACGAUGAGGAGAACUCAUAUUACCAAAUUUCAGAAGGAUGCCGGAAAAUACAGCAGAAUGAGCAAGAUUACAAAAGACGGAAAGCCAGGACCCGGCUCUUAUGAUACCCAAAGUUCAAUAGAGAAAACCCAAUGGAAACCUCCUCCAGGAGUCCCUAUAAAGGAGAUAAAAGGAGUCCUAACUCAUUUAGAUUCUUUAGUCCAUAAUAAGAAGAAAAUUCCUGGUGUGGGUCAUUACAAGGAUUAUGAGAAGGCUGCUGAUAAAUUUCAUCAAAUUAAGACCUGAAUCCACAAAGGUGGCAUUACAGUCAGGAGAUUCAAGAAAGGCAAGUACUAAAUUCCAGAGCGAUAAGAUUAGAUAAAAUUAGCAAACAA
Molecule: messenger RNA, 986 nt
Organism: Moneuplotes crassus
Lineage: Eukaryota; Ciliophora; Spirotrichea; Euplotida; Euplotidae
Source: the annotation of a GenBank genome assembly